AUGUACGGAUCAUCGUCUAGCCAAAAACAUGUCCGUAGUCUCAAGGAUAUGGACAAUAACAGGAAUAAAGACACGGACACUCUGCAAUCCUCCAGCCAUUCUCAUCUCUCUGCCACCAGUCCAAUUCCUCUCAGUCGAGAACUUCUUGGUCAAUUCCAGGUUGCCAGAGUCUUCAAAGACAACUCUCGCCAUAUCACAUCUAUUGACUUUGAUGCUGAUGGAUACAGCUGUGUUACUGCUUCCGAGGAUGAAUCAAUUCGGAUAUAUGAUGUGCGCAGUGGAAAGAGCCGUAAUUGUAUAUACAGUAAAAAAUACGGAUGUGCCUUGGCUCGAUUCACUCAUCGAUCAACCAAUAUUAUUUAUGCUUCUACAAAAGAAGACGACGCACUGAGGUACAUGUCACUGCAUGAUAAUAAAUACCUUCGCUAUUACAAAGGACACAAAAAGCGUGUCGUGUCGCUUGUCAUGUCGCCACAAGAUGAUAGUGUUCUCUCUGCAAGUCUCGAUGACACGGUCCGGUUCUGGGAUUUACGAUCUCCAAACUGCCAGGGACCAUUUGCUACUUUUCCCAUAAAAGAUCCAAUUACUUUAGAUUUUGCUGCAGAAUGGACACACAUGUCAUUUUCAAAUGAUGGAAAAUUGAUUCUCAUCUCAACCACAUCUAAUGUCAUGUACAUUGUUGAUGCAUUCAAUGGAGGAAUUAAGCACCGACUUACGGGUCAUAUGAAUCAGAUGGGCAUGGCAUUUGAAGCAUGCUUCACACCAGAUGCGGAGUUUGUAAUCGGAGGAUCACAAGAUGGAAAAAUACACUAUUGGGAAGUCGAAACUGGAAACCAUAUUCAUGCCUUGGAAUGGCAUCACGAGCCACCAAAAGUUGUUGCAUUUAAUCCAAAACAUCUCAUGUUUGCAAGUGCCGACACAAAUCUAGCUUUUUGGAUUCCAUCAAUGUAA
Batrachochytrium dendrobatidis JAM81 is the source of this 951-nucleotide messenger RNA. RefSeq lists its product as uncharacterized. The record is from RefSeq and is a predicted model, not a curated record. The transcript is spliced from 7 exons. Lineage: Eukaryota; Fungi; Chytridiomycota; Chytridiomycetes; Rhizophydiales. Gene Ontology annotation, molecular function: chromatin binding; protein binding. Bases 1 to 951 code for a protein of 316 amino acids. Gene Ontology annotation, cellular component: Set1C/COMPASS complex.